This is a messenger RNA of Papilio polytes (common Mormon), 4505 nucleotides long. It is a transcript of the gene mbt, whose product is annotated as serine/threonine-protein kinase PAK mbt. Gene Ontology annotation, biological process: protein phosphorylation; regulation of MAPK cascade; intracellular signal transduction. The record is from RefSeq and is a predicted model, not a curated record. Gene Ontology annotation, molecular function: ATP binding; protein serine/threonine kinase activity. The transcript has 9 exons. Lineage: Eukaryota; Metazoa; Arthropoda; Insecta; Lepidoptera; Papilionidae. The coding region runs from base 521 to 2206 and encodes 561 amino acids. Gene Ontology annotation, cellular component: cytoplasm.
UAUGGCAACAUACAAUACUUUGAAGCUUUGGAAUAAUACAUAAUAUAAAAAUAUAAUAAUUAUAUACGAUUAAUGCAUAUUUCCGCGAUGAAUUCAAAGAUUGUGUUAGAAAAGCUGAUAAAUUUAUAUUGUUUUCGACUAAAAGCUUAGUGAAGUAGGAACAGUGAAGUGAAGUGGAAUUCUUUCAUUAAAAGUAUAGUAACGUACGUAAUCAUUACGUUUAUUAAAUUUGUGGAUCAUGCAUAGAUACAACUUAAUACUAAGUUCUCCGCGGAAGUGAUAAACUAAUUGUUGAAUUUGCCAGACAUAUAAAUAUUGUUUAGAAGCCUGUUAUUGGCGGAAGUUCUAUGUUUAUAACUUGUUAGUGUAGUAAGUAGGCAGUGGCGUGUGCAGGAUAGAAAACAGUCCCGGUGCAAAGUGAAAACUGUUUGUGAUUUCAAGCUUUCUUUUUAAAGUUCUAUGUUGUGAUUUGCGAUUUUAGUUCUUAUUGAAUGGUUGCAGGUGAAAAUUAUUUUUCAAUAUGUUUUCAAAGAAGAAGAAGAAGCCUUUGAUCUCUCCACCGAGCAAUUUUGAGCAUAGAGUGCACACAGGCUUUGAUAAGAGAGAAGGAAAAUAUGUAGGACUUCCUUUGCAAUGGGCUUCCUUAGUUGGCAGCAAUCAGAUUUUAAAAUCAACAAACAGACCUCUUCCAUUAGUUGACCCAUCAGAGAUUACGCCAACUGAAAUUUUAGAUUUAAAAACCAUAGUCAGAGGGGAGCAUAGAUCUGCUUCCGUUGCCUCAAUGGUUCGUCCUCCAUCAACAAACCCUAUAGUAAUAAAUCCUCAACCGAUACAAAAUGGAGUUGUGUUACCAAAAACGUCAAAUGUUGCUAGAUCAAACUCCCUACGAAGUACAAGUCCUCCUCGUAUACGAAGAGAUUUACGAAAUCAAGCAAAUGUCCCACCCGCUGUACCUGAAGAAUCACCACCAGUCCCGCCUGCGCCACAGCAGUACCCUAGUUUAAGACGUGAGCAAAGUAAUUUUGCUUUAAAGAAAUCAAUACCUGAAUCACCAGUAGAAUGGUCGCAGGCGGGGCAAGAGGGGCUAGUGAGGGCAGGUGCUGAGCCGAAUGAUAAUCAGCAGACAACAAUAACAUACCAAAACAUUCAGAAUGCUAAUGUACCAUAUCAACAUAAUCACCCGCCUCAAGCUCAGCCCACACUUGCAAUGCAAGGCCUUAAUGGAAAUAAUAUUAGUAUGGCUGACACAUAUUCCAUGACGCGACACCAACAUGUGAUGCCCCCCGGCGCGCCUUCCCAUUUGCCCCUGGCAGCAUCUAAGCAUGAGUUGCGUUUAACCCACGAACAAUUCAGGGCAGCUCUCCGGUUAGUUGUAAGUGAAGGUGAUCCGAAGGCGACAUUGGUCGGUUUCAAUAAGAUUGGUGAGGGCAGCACUGGCUUUGUAUGUUCUGCUACAGACACAAGGACAAGAAGACGUGUUGCUGUUAAAAUGAUGAAUUUACUAAAACAGCAGCGGAGAGAAUUGCUAUUUAAUGAAGUGGUUAUAAUGAGGGAUUAUCCUCAUGCUAAUAUAGUGGAGAUGCACGCGUCUUAUUUAGUAGGGGAUGAGUUAUGGGUAGUAAUGGAGUAUAUGGCAGGCGGCUCGCUCACAGACAUAGUGACCCGCUCCAGAAUGGACCCCGAGCAGAUAGCGACAGUCUGCAAACAGUGCCUUAAGGCAUUGGCGUUUUUACAUGGCCAAGGUGUUAUACAUCGAGAUAUAAAAUCCGAUUCUAUACUACUGACUGCAGAUGGCCGAGUCAAAUUAUCUGACUUUGGAUUCUGUGCUCAAGUAUCACAGGAGUUGCCAAAGCGGAAGUCGUUAGUUGGAACACCAUAUUGGAUGUCUCCGGAAGUGAUAUCCAGGCUCCCGUAUGGCCCGGAGGUGGAUGUGUGGUCGCUGGGGAUCAUGCUGAUUGAGAUGGUAGAUGGAGAGCCACCAUUCUUUAAUGAACCUCCAUUACAGGCGAUGCGUCGUAUCCGCGACAUGCCGCCGCCGCGGCCGCGCGGGGCGGCGCGCUGCCCGCCCGACCUGCUGCAGCUGGUGGAGUGCGCGCUGGUGCGCGACCCCGCGCAGCGCCAGCCCGCCGCGCGUCUGCUGCAGCACGCCUUCCUGCGCCGCGCCGGCCCGCCGGCGUUGCUCGUGCCGCUCAUGCCGAACAAUUAGCAGUAAGUGCCGACAUAAUGCGUGAAAUGCCAUUAUGUUCAACACUCAGGACAGCCAUUUAAAGGUUACAUUUGUAAAAAAAAAACAAAAGCAAAUGAUUUUCAAAAAAGAUUUUCAGACCGGUUCUAGAUUAAAAUUACUAUAAUUCUGCAUACUUCUGAUCUUUUGGCGCUUCAUACAUGUCAAAAAACGACACCUACAUUUUGAUAUAACUCACUAUUCCAUACAAUGAUGAACACUUUCAUACAUUCCUCUUUAUUCACUGUUAUAUGUAUUUGUCCAUAUUAUAUGUUCUAUGUAUUUAGGGUCUGUCCCACAACUCUUGUAUUUUUUUCGAAUAAAAAUCCAAUGUAUAAAAUGUCUGAUGGAAGUAUCGGAUUUUGGUAUUUGACAGUGACAUCACUUUCAAGCUAUCUGAGCCUCUAUCAGCCAGUAGUGGGACAGGCCCUUAGUAUUUAUUGUUAUUAAAGAUUUCGUGUUUUUAUUGCCAUACAUUUGUUAUUUAUCUUGUUGUAGGGUAAAUAUGUAACUUAUGCCUUAUAUAGAAUAAGACAAUUUUAAUAUUAGCAUUGAUAGGUAACAUUCAGUUCAAAUAUCACCCCGUCCACAUUUGGCCUGUUUAAAUGUUAGUACAAGUUAUAUUUAUGUACUUAAAUUGUUGAUUAAAUUAAUAGUUAAAUGAUACAUUUACAUAAAGAGAUUAAUAUAUCUUGCCUCAACCAUGACAGCUAUGAAAUAUAUAUGAGAAUAGAAAUUCAAUUUUAUUAUCAGCUAUGUUAAUUUCAGUAUCAUAUUAUGUUGAAUGUAUUAUCUGGGUCUGUAUUAUAAUGCUUAUAUUUUUUUACAUGUUAUCUUUGGUAUUUAAGAAAAGAACAAUUUUUUCCUGUAAGAAAAGACAAAACAAUUUUGCGUUAUUUAAAAAUCAGCAACUUUUUUCUACUUUUGAUUUAAUCAAUUUUUUUUAAAUAAUAAUGAAAAACAUUAAAAACUCCAUGGCCUAACUUAAAUUAAUACAUCAGUAGGGUUGUACUUAUUGUAGGAAGUAUUCUAAAGUUAUCAGUAUGUUUAAGCCAGCUAAUUCCGAUAUAUGCAGCUUUAAUUAUUUAUCUACAAAAUAUUGUAUAUUUGGCACAUAAGACAGAUAUAAAAAAGGAUAAUUAAUUUUUUUAAGUAAUCUGUCAAUCAGCUUUGUAAUGGCUAUGAUUUUUGGUGUUAACUUUUCUGGUUUUUAAUUGUUAGAUAUCUUUUAUAUACUAAUGCCAGGAUAAGUGCCUAAGGGCCUGUCCCACCGAAUUGUAAAUUGUCUAAUAACAAUACAACAUAUAAAAUAUGUGAUGGAAAUGUCGGAUUUUGGUCCCUUACCUGUGACGACAUUUUUAAGCUAUCUGAACCUCUAUCAGCCAGUAGUGGGACAGGCCUUAAAAAUUGUUAAAAUCAGUAUUAUAACAUUUGGAUCAUGUACUUAUUUGGAAUGCCCUAUUACAUUCCAGAAUGUUUUAACCCUUGAUGUUGCUAUAUUCAAAUUAAAGGAUUUAACCUUUUUUAAUGUAGAUAUCUUUUCAUAUAAUCUGCCUUAUUUCACAUUCCAAAAAUUAAUUUCAUUAUUUAAUUUAUAAAUAAAUUAUAAGAAAAAUCAAUUUUACAUUUUUAUUUAGUCACAAAUAUUUUUUUAAACUUUUUUCGAUUAGAAACUAAUGAAAUUUUGUUUUGUUUUUCAGACAUGUUUAAGUAUAGAAUUGCUAGUUCGUAGGGCUUAUGUAUACAUUAACUUUACUAUUUACUUACGGUUGUUUAUAUUCGCCUUAUAUACGAUUCUUAUGAGUAUUGUAAGUGUUGGUAAUCGAAUCAUUGCACCUUUAGAUGUUAAAUAUUGUACGUAAUUUAUUAACUUAUAUACCGAGAUAGCGAAAUUUUUUAAUUACUUACAAAUAUUUGAGCCUCAAUAUAGAUUUACCAAGUGUUGAAGUGAUUAUUGUAUUUGAUUUUUAAAAAGGUGUAUUUGCAUUUCAUUGUCUUUGAAUGCUAACUUUAUUGCUGUAGAUAUUUCCCCCAGUGACUUAGGCAGCUUUAUUACGUUAUUAAAAAAAUAUUUAAUAUUAAGUGCCUUAAAUUGUUACAUGUUGGUACUGUUUACGUAAUUGUUGAAUGUUGCAUAGUAUCAUCACAGACGAAUCCGUAAUUUUCCAUUAUCAAUGUAAUUUAUUUGUAUCAGUUUUCUUAAGGUUAUAUGCCAAAUAUAUUGUAAUAUGAAAUCACAUUGUUAAUAAGAAACUGUUAUGGAAUAUAGAUUUGGAAAUAU